GUGGAAUGAACAGUGAGUUACAAAAUGUCAACAGGGGUAACAAUCAGCAACAAGGAAAUCUAGAAGAUGGUGAUCAACCUAACGGUGGAGUUAUACUUGAAUCGUGUCUCCAACCGAGUGACGUGUCAGAGGAAAUUAUGAGUUUUACUGAGGGCAUUUACUCUGUUGCUCCUGCAGAAAGAAAUAACCCAGUAAGCUUUUUCAAGACUCCCAAACUCGAGGCCAUGGCUUUUCCAGUGCAGUUCCCGACCGGGCAAAACACGCUCGAUGAAGAGAGACCGAUAAAACUCACACCGAGCAAGUAUUUCAAAACCCGACUGUGUUGUGUGGAUGAACGUUUUGCGAGGGAUCCGACCUACUUGUUCUUUGCUCAGUUUGUGACCGAAAUCUACCAGGCGCCGUCGAGCAUGUCAAUACAGCUACGCAAAGGUAAACCGUUUACCCGAGAUGGUCGGAGAAUUACCAACGCUAUGCUUCAGGACAAACGUCAAGUUGAAAAACUGGUGCGCAGCAAAGACGCCGUCCGCUUCAUGACGCCACUGAGAGGCACGCCAGCCUAUUGGGAGAGAACCACCAAAGAUCUUUUUGCAAUGAUCCGACAGCUGGGUGCACCCACGUUCUUUUGCACAUUUUCUGCUGCUGAAAUGCGUUGGGAAGAGGUCAUCACUGCCAUUAAAGCGCAACAAGGUGAAGUAGUGAAUUUUGCUGGAUUGGACUGGGCUACCAAGUGCGAAAUUCUACGCGGCAAUCCGGUGACGACAAUGCGCAUGUUUGACAAACGUGUGGAAGCUCUGUUCAGAGAUUUGAUCCUCUCUCCGGCGCAACCGAUUGGUGAAGUGGUUGACUACUUUUACCGAUUAGAGUUUCAGCACAGAGGAAGUCCUCACAUUCAUUGCCUCAUAUGGGUUAAAGGUGCCCCUGUAUUUGAGGAAUCCUCAGACAAAGCCAUCUGUGAUUUUGUAUCCCGCUACAUCUCCGCUGAGCUGCCGGACCCGCAAAAGGAACCCGAAUUGUACAAAAAAGUCACAGAGGUUCAGAUGCACAGCAAAGGUCACUCCAAAACGUGUGUCAAACGCCAGGGUGCAAAUUGCCGUUUUGGAUUCCCCAAACAACCGUGCCAUGAAACGAUCAUCAGACCUGCGCCCGUAGACGAUGACAAUCGAGAUCGACACGUGGAGAAUCGCUCGGCGGCCAACGCCAAGCUUGUUCCCGUGCUAAAUCUCCUGAAUGAGCCUGAAACCUCGUCCCUGACUUUGCCUCAGCUACUGGCUAAAUGCGAGCUCACCGGUGACGACUUUGUGAACUGUUUGCACCUGACGGCCUCGUCGAGUUCUGUCGUGCUUAAGCGAGAACCCAAAGACUGCUGGGUCAACUACUACAACCGCCAUUUGCUUCUUGCCUGGGAUGGAAAUCUGGACAUCCAAUACAUCCUGAAUGCCUAUUCUUGCAUCGCAUACAUCUGCAGCUACAUCAGCAAAGCGGAACACAGUCUGAGCCAAUAUCUGAAAUCGGUUAUUGAGAACUCCCGCAACGAAAAUGUCAACGAGAACGACGAAAUGAAACAAAUUAUGCAAGCGUACUCCAAGAAGAGAGAAGUGAGUGCUCAGGAGUGUGUGGCGCGCGCAUGCGGCCUGCAUAUGAAACAGUCCUCCCGCAUGGUGGUAUUUGUACAAACGAGUGACGAUGCGCUGAAAAUGAGUUAUCCUCUCUCGCUGCUUGAGGGCAAAACCCAGGACUCGCACGAAGUGUGGAUGACUGGGCUGCCGGACAAAUAUAAAUGCAGACCUCAAACGGAGGAAUUUGAAGUAAUGUGCUUGGCUGAUUUCGCAUCAAGGUGCAGAAUUGUUUACGGUAAACAAGUCAAAGGUAAAAACGUUUUGCGCCUGCUGAACGAUAUGGGGUUUGUACAAAAAAGAACAGAAAAACCUGCGGUCAUCAAAUAUUGUAAAUUCUCAGAACAAAAGAAUCCAGAGGAAUAUCACCGCACCUUGCUCAAGCUAUACCUGCCUCAUCGUGCUGAUUGCCAGUUGAAAUCUGAACGCUUUCCCACCUCUCAGUUGUUCCACGAGCACGCCUGUGUACAGUUACCGUACGCCGACCAUGUGGAGCGCGUGUCUGAAAUCGUCAAGAGGAACAGAAAAACGUACGAGAGACACAGUGGAGACAUUGACGAUGCCAUCAGAGAGUUGGAGGAAAGUGGGCUCAAUGUAAACGAAUGGUGCCACCUGGCUCCCGAGAGUGAGCUGCAAAGACUCGAAUGCAUUGAGGAAAUCAACGCGAGAGACGACCCGACUGAGAACGCGGAGGAAAAUGUCCCCGACUAUAAUGUGAGAUCGGCGACGAGAGAAACGGCUAUUGUGGCUGAACCUGCUGCCAUCGAUCCCACGGUGUUACGCGGUAUGUAUCGAAACCUGAACCGAAAACAAGCGUCCGUGUUCUAUAAGGUCCGAGAUUGGUGCGUGAAACGUGUUUGUAGCUCAAAGCCGAUCGAGCAGUUUUUCUACUAUGUCAACGGUGGCGCCGGGACCGGCAAAUCGCAUCUGAUCAAAUGUAUCCACGCAGAGGCCACGAAAAUACUGCUCAGACUACCACGACUGGCUGAGGAAGCGGACAUUUGCAAACAGACGGUUGUUCUCGCAGCCUUCACCGGUACGGCGGCAUUUAACAUUUCAGGGACCACUUUGCAUUCUCUCUUCAAACUGCCAAGAAGUCUCAGACCCCCGUAUCAAGGCCUGGGCAACAAACUGGACGAAGUCCGAGCGGAGCUUUCGAUCGCUGAAAUACUCAUUAUCGACGAGAUUUCCAUGGUGUCAAAAGACCUUUUUGCCUACGUGAAUACCAGAUUGAAACAAAUCAAAGGAAUCGAUUUACCUUUUGGCGGUAUGUCUGUGCUUGCUGUCGGAGAUUUCUUUCAGCUCCCUCCUGUGAGACAAUCCAAACCUUUGUGCGUGUACGAUCCUACUCGGCUGGACCACUGGCGUGACAACUUCAAAAAGAUCACGCUCACGGACAUCAUGAGGCAGAAAGAUGAUGCCGCCUUUGCCGAAGUGCUGAACAGACUCCGCGUCAAAGACAAGUCUCGCAAACUGUCGGAACCGGACGCAUCUCUGCUUGCUACGAGGUACGCUUCUCCAGUAACGUGUCCAAAGAAUAUUCUGCAUAUUUUUGCCACCAAUAAGCAGGUAGACGGCCAUAAUUCCGCGAUGCUGAAUCUGCUUCAUAAGGACGUUGUGCAAAUUGACGCGGAUGACUACAAGAAAGACAAAAAAACCGGCAGAAUGGCAAGGGAAGCGACCCCUGUCCAAGGACCUAAGAACGGGUUGCCUGACUCGAUCAAAGUCGCCGUCGGCGCCCGCGUUAUGAUCACACGCAAUAUUGAUGUUCAAGCAGGUCUGUGCAACGGGACAUUUGCAAAAGUUGUGCAAUUGGUGAAUUACCCAAACGAAGCGCGUGUACAGAAACUCGGGCUGGAACUAGACUCUGUCACUAAGACGAGAAGUGCUGCGAAUUCUGUGUUCAUUGACAGACAGGAGGAGAAGAUGCAGAAUUCCGGAGUGGUGCGCCGCCAGUUUCCCGUUAAGCUUGCUUUUGCUUGCACGAUCCAUAAGGUACAAGGCAUGACAACAUCAGAGGCCGCGGUUUCGCUGAAAGGCGUUUUCGAACACGGCAUGGGCUACGUAGCUCUGAGUAGAGUGACUUCGCUCAGCGGUCUUCAUAUUCUGCAUAUGGAUGAGAGAAGAAUUCAUGCAAAUCCGGAAAUCACUGCUGCUCUUGCUGAGAUGACAGAGGAUUCUUUGGACGGUGUGAUGCCCCUGUUUCACGUGAUGCCGAGGGUGGAUAAAGCAAAGGACCUGAUCGUCGUCCAUCAUAACACCGAAGGGCUGUCUUGUCACGUGCAGGAUAUUGCGUGUCACCACGAACUGCGUUUUGCUGAUGUUUUGUGCCUCACAGAAACACACCUCCGAGGAUCUGCAGCUGCCUGCUUGGAAGGCUAUACCAUGUUUCACAGGAAUCGAAGUGAUUCUUAUACAACCUGUCCCGACUUGGCGACAAAACUUGGUGGCGGCAUAGGUAUUUGUGUCAAAAGUCACAUCGCGGCCCAGGAAAAGAAAUACGUACAGGGUGUGACCGAUAUCGAAUUUGUUGCGGUGAAACUCGAGGCUCCCAUCAAUUUGUUGAUUGCUGCCGUUUACAGGCCUCCGGGCCACAGUCUGCGCGCAUUUCUGCCAAGCUUGGAAAACCUGUUACGUUACCUUGAAGUCAUGGACCAUCAUCAGAUCUUGGUAUGUGGCGAUUUUAACGAAGAUGCGCUCUCCGCCUCGUACAAGCCCGUCCUUGAACUGUUUUGCUCAAAGGGUUACACGCAGCUCAUAACCACUGCUACCACUGACAAAAACACAUUGAUCGACCUAAUUUUUGUCUCUCGACCUCAGUGUGCUCUUUAUUCAGGUGUCCUGCAAACGUACUACAGCUAUCAUAAUCCUGUUUUCUGUGUUUUGAAUACUGAAAGGUAAGUCAAAUCUAAAUUGUGUAUUUCAGCAUUUGGAAAAUUAACAAGGACGGAAAUCGGAUGGCGUAAGUGGCGGUGUGCGGUGGGCGAUUUGUUGAAUUGAGAUGAGAUGGUAUCGGAGGCGUAGGUGGCUCAGAAAGGCAAAUGUAAUGUUGGCAUUAGGCAGAAACCUCGCAAUUGUAUAGAAAACAAUACUAACGACCAAUGUGAAUAGUGAUGCACUUUAUAUUUUACGCUGAUAGUAUAAAUGACGAUUUAUAUAUUAUGCUGAUAUUUUAAGUGGCUGAACUCGUGUCUGUAGAUGUAAAUCAAGUUGAGUCGCUCAACCAGCUGGGAAGCUGCACCUUCUUGGGCUGCCCAUGCAUGUGGCAGUAUCGGCACCUGCUGGGCAAACGACUCUCUGAGGGCGAGAGGGUGGCGAGGGGACGGCACGGCCGUUGACACCUAAAUAAGACUUGCGGAAAUAACUGCUAGUCUACUCGUCUGCGGGAUCGACGGGAGAGUCCAUCUCAUCGUCCGUCAAAGGGAAGGCUUUUAAAAUUUUAAAAAGCCCUCCCUUAACUCAACUUGAUUUAAAUUUGACACUUUUAAAAAUUUGAACUAUUUAAAUAUUUAACUUUCAAACUUUGUAACUUUUAAUAUGUUUAACUUUUGUAAAUGAACUCAUAGAUGAGCUAAGAGGCGACUUUUUAACUUUCUGCAUUUUAUUCAUUCUAACAUCAAAUUUUAAAGAUGACUUCAGGGAUGGACUUUUCAAGUUUUUAACUUUUAAAAUGUUUACAUUUUCUAAAUUAACUCCCAGACGAGUUAAGGGGUGACUUUUUAAACUUCAGGAAAGGCCUUUUAAACUUUAUUUUUUUUAUCAUUAUUUUCAAUUCUUUUUAACGUCAUAAUCACGAGGCGAGAAGAGAAAACAGACGAGGUAAGUUGCUCAUCAAUAAACAUGUUUUUUCCCUUUCUGAAAACACUAAAUGCUUCUGUUUCACUCGUCUGUAUUUUAAGAGUUUCUUUUAUCUGGCGAAAGCAGUUCAUCCCACAAUGGAGACCAGAGACCUUGAGGAUGCAAAAACUUUCUGCGUGGACCAAUGACUCCCAAACCAGGGAGGUGAGAAGCAAGACUUAUUCUUCUUUUUUCCGUGUGUCCUCUAACUCCACGUGCUCCCUUUGUCAAGACAGGAGUUUGGCCCCUGCGGUACUCAACCUUGAUGGGAUUUGGCCUGUCUUGCCAGGGAAAUGACACAGCACAGCGACAGCCAAGUCUUUCAAAAAGACUCGUACGAUGGAGGCCGGCAUCAUGGAACGCAAACUCUCAAACCAGCGUGGCAAUCGUGACUUCCGCUGAUUCUUCUACGGAACAAUCAAGGGCACCUCUGGCAGCUCUUCGCUUUGACUCUGACAUCUACCUUUUUUAUUUUUAACAUGCUGUCUUUUAUGUGCCCUCUCUGCAUCCAUUGCAGCCUGGUGAUCCUGAAAGGGGGAUCCUCCCAUCUGUGGUCCCUUCUCAAGGUUUCUCAUUUUUCCCCUGGUGGGUUUUUUUAUGAGUUUUUCCUUGCCCUUUUGGGAGCUUAAGAUCAGGGGAUGCUUUGAGAAUAAUUGCUAAUUUGUCUUUGUGAAGCCCUUUGAGACUGCUUGUGAUUUAGGGCUAUGUAAAUAUAUUUUACUUGACUUGACUUCUAUGGAAAAUUGUCAGGAAGCCCUUUUUAGUUUUGCUGCUUUCCCUCACCUCCAUGUUUUUAUUGUAUCUUCUUGGGUAUUGCCUGGCCUUUGACUGUUGGAAACUUGCCCCUCUGGUUUUACUCUAUUAAGUCUCAAAUACGUACAGUCUGUUUUCUGUUCUCCUUUAUUUAUGUAUUUAUUUGUUUGAUUGCUUAUUUAUUGUUUAAUCAUACAUUUAUUUGGUUACUUUUUGGGCAAUGCUUUGAACUCUGAAGUUGUAAUCAUUUUGAUUUGCACAAUUGUUGGACUUUAUACAUUUCUUUGCCUCAAACCAUGUUUACAUUAUCUAUUGUAUAUGUAACUCAAGUCUGUCUAAUACCAUCUGCAAUCAUGCUACAGUUGAAUUAUUAAAUAAAAAAACUAAAAAAACACUU
Messenger RNA from Syngnathus typhle (broad-nosed pipefish), 6600 nucleotides. RefSeq lists its product as uncharacterized. Gene Ontology annotation, molecular function: DNA helicase activity. Bases 6 to 4514 code for a protein of 1502 amino acids. Gene Ontology annotation, biological process: telomere maintenance; DNA repair. The record is from RefSeq and is a predicted model, not a curated record. Lineage: Eukaryota; Metazoa; Chordata; Actinopteri; Syngnathiformes; Syngnathidae. The transcript is spliced from 4 exons.